AUGUUUGGUGAAGAAUAUGCUAUGAAAAUUAACAGUAUUCCUAUGUCUGCCGAAACAGUGAGCCGACGAAUAUGUACUAUUUCAAAUGAUCUGGAAUUACAACUAGUUGAAAAAUUAGGACAUUCUCCGUAUUAUGCAUUACAAUUGGAUGAAACCACAGACAUUUCAAGUAAUGCUAUAUUAAUAGUAUAUGUCAGGUAUAUUGAUUUUGAAUUGGAAGAUAUGAAAGAAGAGUUUUUAUGUACUUUACAAUUAAAGUCCCACACCACAUCCCACGAAAUUUUUGCAACCAUCAAUUCAUACUUCGAAUCUAAAGACAUUUCUUGGAACAAAUGCAUCGGAAUAUGCACAGAUGGUGCAGCAGCAAUGGUAGGAAAACACAAAGGUGUUGUUACACAAAUAGCCCAAAUUUCACAUAAAAAUAUUAUUAAAACCCACUGCAUUCUUCAUCGCGAACAGUUGGUAUGCAAAAAUAUAAAUACAGAUUUAGAUGCAGUUUUAGAUCAGUGUGUGAAAAUAAUAAAUCACAUUCGUAACAGCGCAGUACAGACUCGAAUUUUCGCUUUAUUAUGUGAAGAAAUCGGUUCGGAUCACAAAAUUUUGUUAUUACAUUCACAUAUACGAUGGCUUUCAAGAGGCAGAGUGCUGAAACGAUUUUUCGACCUAAGAAUGGAAAUUGAAAUAUUUUUAAAUAAUCAGAACUCACCAUUAGUAGUAUAUUUCAAAAGCAAUACAUGGCUGGCAAAAGUUGCUUAUCUUGCUGAUAGUUUUUCAUUAGUUAACGAAUUAACUUUGUCAAUGCAAGGGUCCAUGACUAACUUAUUUAUAUGUAAUAGCAAAAUCGAAGCAUUCAUUAAAAAAAUUGAUAUUUGGAAAGAUCGAAUAGGUAAAGCAAAAUUUGAUAUGUUUCCAUGUUAUCAUCAAAUGAUCGAAGACAAAAUAUUAGAAGAUGAGAAAUUUGGUGAUAUAAGUAUCAUAAUUCAAAAUCAUUUACUGCAAUUAAAAGAAAGAUUUCUCAGCUAUUUUCCUCCCGCUGCAGAUAUCCGUUUAGGUAACAUGUGGAUACAGAAUCCGUUUCUACCACAUGCAAAUAAUAUCUUGUGUUCACCUGAUGAAGAACAAUUAGCAGAAUUGUCGUGUGAUAAACUGCUUCAAACGCAGUUUAUCAGUCAAAAAAACUUGGUAAAAUUUUGGAUACAAAUACGAAAUGAAUACCAAGCUUUAAGUGAAAAAGCAAUGCAGCUCCUACUACCGUUUGCAACAACAUACUUAGCAGAAAGUGGUUUUUCAGCUCUAGCUUCGAUUAAAAAUAAAUAUAGAAAUCGGCUUGAAAGCAUUGACGCCACAAUGAGAAUUGCGUUGACAAAGUCGAUUGAAGCAAGGAUUGACAAACUAGUGAACGACAACCAGGAGCAAAAAAGUCAUUAG
This is a messenger RNA of Zophobas morio, 1428 nucleotides long. RefSeq names its product zinc finger MYM-type protein 6-like. Gene Ontology annotation, molecular function: protein dimerization activity. The coding region runs from base 1 to 1428 and encodes 475 amino acids. Lineage: Eukaryota; Metazoa; Arthropoda; Insecta; Coleoptera; Tenebrionidae. The transcript has a single exon. The record is from RefSeq and is a predicted model, not a curated record.